AUGGUCAGCGAUCAGCAUAUAUGUCAAGAAUGUGACAAGCCGGUUCAGAUAAGCGAUUCUAUAAGACGUCUUAAUACUCUGCAAUUGGGGCUUUUAGUCAAUAAUGAGCUUAAUAAAGAUCAUAUGAAAGCUGAUCUAGAGCGGUUAAAUGAGUUAGACCCUCAUGAUUAUUUAACAACAGAGAAACUUGAACUAUAUAGUCGGGUGCCUAAGAAUACAAGGCCUGUUUAUUAUAAGAGCUACUUUGAGAGUGAGGAUGAAGAAGAAGAGGAGGAAGAGGAGGAGGAAGAGGAGGGGAGGAAGAAGAAGAAGGAGGAGGAGGAGGAGGAGGAGAAAAAUGAUGAAGAGGAAGAUGAUGAAGAGGAAGAAGUAUUAGAGGAGCCUGGAGAAACUUCAAAUUCUAAUUCCAAUUCCGAUAUACAUUCAUACCUAGUGGUCAAUGAAGAUGAGGGUGACGAGUUUAAACAGUUAGAACCUAGCUCAUUAGAGGCUGACGACGAGAAUGAAAACUUUGAGAUUAAAAUAUCGAGUCGGAUAAAGACUUUGAACAAGAUUUUCAAAAUUUUAUCCAACACUCAGGAUAUUGACCAUCCGUUGAGUGAGGAUUGUGCACAAUUGCUACUACAAAACUACCAACUCAAGUUUGAUCAAAUCCAAAAGGAAAAAGACCAAUAUUUGUCGUUUUUAAAAAGGCUAAAGGUUCAAGAUUCAAAACUCAACUUGGUUGACGAAAAAGGGAGCAUGCGUACACGGUUUGAAGAUCAGGAGCUCAACAACACUCUCAAACAGUCACUUGAAGAAUUUCAAAGAUUGACCAAAUUAGAACAUGAGCGAUUACGAGAGUUGAAGGAGUUGGAGAAAACCAAGGCAGAUUUAGAUUUGCAGUUGAGCAAAAAUGAACAAGAAUUGAAUGAAAUUACUACAAAACAACUUGAUGGAAUAAUACGACUAAGGAACGAACUUCAGCUAAAUCUUAUGGAUAAGCAAAGCAAGCUCGAUCAACUAAAAGCAUCCUACCAACUUCAGCUAAACCACAUUGAUGAACUAAGAAGCUUCAACAUAUACAAAAUGAUGUUCAAUAUCAGCUUAGAGGAAAAAUACGGCACAAUCAAUGGAUUUCGUAUUGGAUAUAGGAUAGUGUGGCCGGAAGUCAAUGCGGGAUUGGGGCAGAUUGUUUUGCUAGUUGUAUUUCUAAUGAAAAGGUUGAAUAUCAAGCUUGAUACGUAUAGAGUUGUUCCAAUGGGUUCACAGUCGCAUAUUGUGAAAUUCACCCAGCAGAAAGACGGUACACGAAGUAAAAAGACUUUGAACCUAUACUCUUCGGACGAGUUUACCUUAGGAAGGUUGUUCAAUUUCAAUAAAUUGGAUGUUGCAUUAAUUGCUUUAUUGGAUAUUCUUGCAGUAAUAGAUUACAAGUUGAAAGAAAUCGAUAGCGAAAUCGAAUUACCUUACAGCAUAAAAAACGAUACUAUUGGAGGAAAGAGUAUAAGAGUUACUUCUAAUUCAGAGUGGACUCAAAGUUGUAAGGCCCUACUAUGCGAUUUAAACUGGAUGUUGACUUUCAUAAGUGUUCACACUAAUGAUGAAUAA
This is a messenger RNA of Lodderomyces oxycetoniae, 1590 nucleotides long. Its product is annotated as beclin 1. Gene Ontology annotation, biological process: cellular response to nitrogen starvation; autophagosome assembly; autophagy. Lineage: Eukaryota; Fungi; Ascomycota; Pichiomycetes; Serinales; Debaryomycetaceae. The transcript has a single exon. The record is from RefSeq and is a predicted model, not a curated record. Bases 1 to 1590 code for a protein of 529 amino acids. Gene Ontology annotation, cellular component: fungal-type vacuole membrane; phosphatidylinositol 3-kinase complex, class III, type I; phagophore assembly site.